UCAGCCCACUCAUAGAGUAUAAAACCUGCGGCCCACCGCAGCUGCCAGUGGCUAUCGUGCACAUUUACACAGCAGGUUUUCAGAGUUUCAGAGUCUCAGAGGAAGACACAACUCUUACAGCAAUGGCUGCAUCUCUCUUCAGACUAAGACUCUUCGCCCUCUUCUUUCUGUAUUCAGGACUAGCAGAUGCUAAAGUAAAUAUCAUCACCAGUGAUGUGGACAUCAAGGUCGGAAAUGAGCAGUUAUUACUGUGCAAAGCUGGUAAAGAGGCAGAUAUUAAUUGGCAGAAGGAUGGGGAGGACAUUGAGGAAGAUCGCCAUGUAGUGGAGAAAGUGGAUGAAACUUCGAGCAAACUGAUUUUGAAGAAUGUUGACCUAACAGACAGCGGAACGUACACAUGCCAUUGUGACUAUGAAACUCACGUUGACGACUCUUCCAUUAAAAUCUAUGUCUACGAGGACCUAAACUUUGGUGAGACAAAGACAUACCAUGAGUUCUUGGUGAACCAGACAGUGCAUGUCCCAUGUGUGGUCACUGGGAAGCCUGAUGUGGAGAUCAACUGGUAUCGGGAUGGUCACCUUGUGAGCAAUGACGGUAGGACCUUCGGUACAGGCUAUCCAUGUGGCAGUGGUCAUCUUACAGUUCUGCCGAAUAGGAAUCUGCAGAUUACGAACAUUCGUAAGAGUGAUCACGGAACCUUCACCUGUGUGGCAAACAUCAAAGAUCGAUCGGCCAUUAAGAAGGAGCUGGACAUCUCUGUUGUUGUAAAUGUUCCACCGACUGUGAUGAUUCGCAGUGAGCAGACAAACGUUCAUGCAGGACCGGACAUAAAUGUGACAAUAAUCUGUCUGGUUUCAGGAAAUCCGAAACCCACCAUUAUCUGGACACCGCCCUCUACCUCAGAUUCCUCUCGCUACAUAUACAACUCAGACAAGAGUGAGCUCAUCAUCCCAGCUGUGGCCAGAAGUGACUUUGGAGAAUACGUCUGCACGGCUUCCAAUAAGCUUGGAGAAGACAGUGCAGCGUUCAUACUGGACGUCUCAGAACGCCCAUCAGUGAUCUUGAGCCAGGAGGAGAUGGCAGUGCAACUUGGAAAGUCUGUGUCUGUCUCCUGCAAUGCCACAGGACACCCUUCACCCACCAUUGAGUGGCUCAACCAUGAGGGCAAGAAAAUAGAAGGAUCAGACUCAGAGCUCAAUAUCAAGAAUUUGAAGACCACUGAUGGCGGUGUCUAUUCCUGCAAAGCCAACAACAAGGCAGGCAGCACCACAAAAGACUUCAAACUUAUAACUUCACCUGCAGUGCCCGUCUAUUUCACUGUUUCACCUGGACCCACAUCAGCUUACAUCGACCUGCAUGCUCCUCUUGUAGAUGGAGGGUCUCCCAUUAGCAAGUUUGUCAUCCAGUGGAGGAAACAACCACAAGAUGAGUGGAGUCAGAUUGCCAUCCCUUCUUCUGAUCCACUGGUAGUCACAUCUCUGGCUCCAUACACGGAGUAUUAUGUGCGCUUUGCUGCCAAAAACAAACACUUUAUUGGUGGCUUGUCUGCUGAGAAGAAGAUCCGCACCCAGGCCAGACAGGGGGAGCCAGACAGGCCUGUACUGUCUUCUACUGAUGGCAAGUUAGAGGGAAACUCCUACUCCAUCCCAAUCAAACAGCUGGACGAUGGAGGACAGCCCAUUCAACAUUUCUUAGUGCGCUACAGGAUGGAAAAGGAGGGUGAGAACUGGAUAGAAAAGGAAAUGCCUGCUAACUCCACCAAGAUUCAGCUACAGGAUCUGCAGUACAACUCAGACUACCAGAUGGAGGUCUUCGCAUUUAACAUUAAUGGCUCUUCUGGGCCAGCCAAACUCAAUUUCACCAUUCCACAGGCUGUGAGUAAACCUAGCUUGGGUAAAGGUGGAGUGGCUGGAAUUGUCAUAGUUGUCUUCCUGGUGUUGCUGGUGGCGGUGGAUGCAUUCUGUUGCUAUACAAACCACUGUGGCCUGCUCAACUUCCUGGCCAGAAAACUGUUUGGCCACAAGAUGUCUGAGGCUAAGAGCUUGGAGGAAGGUGUGAUCAACAAUGCUGCUGUAGACAUGAAUGGGCUAGAGAAACCGAGGGGUAGCAUCCCAAAACUACAGGCACAAAAGGGGGAGACGAACGGGGUACAUUCAGAGGUCACGUGCGACAAAGCUCCCCUCACCAAAUUCGAGAAACCACCUGCCAAUGGUGACUCAUCCAACGAAGCGCGACUUUGAAGGCUUUACUUCAUUGUAUUUUUAGAGGAAACACAACUCAAAACUCAAAAUAAUGGCCCAAGGAACAUAGGUUUCUGGAAAACCGAUGCUAAGGUGUAGCUCAAGAAUGUAAGAGGGAUUUGUCUGUAUAAUAGCAAAUAAUCUUGAGACGGAGAUGGUUAACCACAGGUGUUGAAAUACACACAGUUGGUGCAGAUAAGGAAGGCGCUGUUAGGUCAGAUCCAAAUAUAGGAUUAAAAUGGAGAGUGAAUUUAAGUAAGCAGCUAACUGUUUCUACAGUACCUAAUUAAUAAUAUUGUUCACUGUUAAAGCAAUAAUGCAUAAUGACCCUUCACUAAGCCCCACCCCUUUGCUUCAUCUGACAAGCUUUCAAAUUUGUUAACUUACAUUUACAGCAUUUACAUUGACGCUCUUAUCCAGAGCGACUUACAAUUUGAUUAUUUUUACAUAGGUAGGCCAAGGCAGUGUUAGGAGUCUUGCCCAAGGACUCUUAUUGGUAUAGUGUAGGGUGUUUGCCCAGGUGGGGAUUGAACCCCAGUCAACAGUGUAGAAGGCAGAGGUGUUAACCACUACACUAUCCCAACCUUGCAGGGAUAGACUAUUAACCUCUGAAUUUUU
Pygocentrus nattereri (red-bellied piranha) is the source of this 2858-nucleotide messenger RNA. RefSeq names its product neural cell adhesion molecule 3 (gene ncam3). Gene Ontology annotation, cellular component: membrane. Gene Ontology annotation, biological process: cell adhesion. The transcript has 17 exons. The coding region runs from base 123 to 2240 and encodes 705 amino acids. The record is from RefSeq and is a predicted model, not a curated record. Lineage: Eukaryota; Metazoa; Chordata; Actinopteri; Characiformes; Serrasalmidae. Gene Ontology annotation, molecular function: protein binding.